Penicillium soppii is the source of this 1383-nucleotide messenger RNA. Its product is annotated as glycoside hydrolase family 76 protein. Bases 1 to 1383 code for a protein of 460 amino acids. The transcript has 3 exons. Gene Ontology annotation, biological process: fungal-type cell wall biogenesis; carbohydrate catabolic process. Gene Ontology annotation, molecular function: mannan endo-1,6-alpha-mannosidase activity. NCBI's taxonomy places the organism in Eukaryota, Fungi, Ascomycota, Eurotiomycetes, Eurotiales, Aspergillaceae. The record is from RefSeq and is a predicted model, not a curated record.
AUGAUACUGUCCAAGUGGUUAGCCACUCUCUUGGGCGGCGCUCUCGCCGUCCAGGGUGCGCUGGCGAUCGAUUUGAACAUUGAUGAUGAAGCUUCCUUAAAAAGUGCCGCCAAAACCGUCGCCACUACGAUGAUGGAAUACUAUGACGCCCGAGACUCCGCGAACAUUCCCGGUAAAAUGGACGGAACGUGGUGGGAGGGUGGCUCCAUGUUCAUGACCCUCAUUCUGUAUUGGUGGGUGACCGGCGAUACCCAGUUUAACGCCGCGGUGCAGGAAGGAAUGUACUGGCAGAAGGGCGACGACGAUUUCUUUCCCUCCAAUUACAGUCAAUACCUGGGCAACGACGAUCAAGUCUUCUGGGGUCUGGCCGCUAUUACCGCCGCGGAAUUCAACUACCCCGAGCAGGACGGUCAGCCGUCGUGGGUAUCCCUCGCACAGGGCGUUUUCAAUACCCAGUACCCCCGCUGGGACACCAGUAGCUGUCAUGGUGGUAUGCGCUGGCAGAUUUGGCCUUACCAGGACGGUUAUUUGACCAAGAACGCCAUCUCUAACGGAGGAUUGUUCCAACUUUCCGCCCGUCUUGCCCUCUACACCGGAAACAAAACAUAUGCCGAGUGGGCCGAGCGCAUCUGGGAUUGGAGUGCUACCACCCCUCUGCUGAAGCAGAAGAACUGGAACAUCGCCGAUACCACCACUUGUGAAACUCAAUGCACAGAUCACGGUGAUUUCCAGUGGACCUACAACUACGCCACUUAUAUUAGUGGUGCUGCGUACAUGCACAAUUACACCAAUGGUACCGAGACAAAAUGGAAGGAAGGCGUUGAGGGUCUCAUCAAGACCUCCCAGCAAUUCUAUCCGACCACCGGAUUCAAUGGAGCCGCCGGUCAAAUUCUAUCGGAUAUCACCUGCGAACCGCUCGGCAAUUGCGAUCGCAACCAAAUCACCUUCAAAGCCUAUUUCUCCAACUGGCUCGGAGUGUUGACGACCAUUGUCCCCGGUACCUACGAUUUGAUCUUCCCCCAGUUGAGGACCUCGGCACAGGCUGCUGCAAAGCAAUGUUCCGGAGGUGAUGACGGUGUGAAGUGUGGUAUUCGCUGGUACAAGCAAGCCGAUUGGGAUAAAUCCUCCGGGUUGGAGCAGCAAAUGGCUGUGCUGGGUGUGCUAUCUGCGAAUCUGGUCCCCUUCAAGAACAAGUCACCAUACACCUCGGAUUCCGGUGGAACCUCCAAGAGUAACCCCAAUGCCGGCACCAAUACCACGGCCAAUAAGAUUCCUGUGCUGAAUACCAUUGGUACUGGUGACAAGGCUGGUGCAGGUGUAUUGACCGUCAUCUUCGUGACGGGCUGGGCCGUUGCUGUGACUUGGAUGAUUCGCGGCGGUUAA